GUACCUUUUGUAUGAUGUAAAUCCUCCUGAAGGGUUCAACCUCCGCAGAGAUGUGUACAUUCGCAUUGCUUCUCUUCUAAAGACCUUGCUGCAAAGUGAAAACUGGGUGUUAGUUCUGCCUCCCUGGGGACGUCUUUAUCACUGGCAAAGCCCCGACAUCCUUCAGGUCCGACUUCCUUGGUCUGAGUUCUUUGAUCUCCCAAGCCUCAACAGGAACAUUCCCGUCAUUGAAUACGAGCAGUUCCUUGCAGAGUCAGGUGGGCCCUUUAUUGAACAGAUUUACAUCCUACAAGGCUACGCAGAAGGAUGGAAAGAAGGAACAUGGGAAGAAAAAAUAGAUGAAAGGCCAUGCAUUGAUCAGCUUAUGUACUCCAAAGACAAACACGAGUACUACAGGGGAUGGUUCUGGGGUUACGAGGAAACGCGGGGCCUAAAUGUCUCUUGUUUGUCUGUCCAAGGAUCUGCCUCUAUCGUGGCUCCCAUCCUUUUGAAGAACACUUCAGCACAGUCAGUGAUGUUAGACAGAGCUGAAAACCUUCUUCAUGACCACUACGGAGGGAGAGAUUAUUGGAAUACCCGUCGGAGCAUGGUGUUUGCUAAACACCUCCGUGUAGCAGGAGAUGAGUUUAGAAACAGAUACCUUCACUCCACUGAUGAGGCAGACAGGACUCACUACAAUGAGGACUGGACACAGAUGAAGGUUAAGAUAGGCACAGCUCUAGGUGGUCCAUACCUCGGGGUUCAUCUCAGAAGGAAAGACUUCAUCUGGGGUCACAGAGAAGAUGUGCCUUCCCUGCAAGGAGCUGUAAAGAAAAUCCGCAGCCUCUUGGAGAAGCUUCAACUUGAAAGAGUUUUUGUAGCCACUGAUGCUGUUGAGGAGGAGGUUGAAUUGCUCAAGAAACUGCUGCCUGAGAUGGUGAGAUUUGAACCCUCUUGGGAGGAGCUGGAGCUCUACAAAGAUGGGGGCUUGGCUGUGAUUGACCAGUGGAUCUGUGCACAUGCAAGGUAUUUUAUAGGCACCUCAGUUUCAACGUUUUCCUUCCGGAUCCAUGAGGAAAGGGAGAUCUUGGGAUUUGAUCCAAAAACAACUUACAACCGGUUUUGUGGUGAAAAAGAGAAAAACUGUGAGCAGCCAACUCACUGGAAAAUUGUGUACUAAAAUAGAGAAUUCCAAGGACUGGUGAGCACAAAAGGAUAUGGAAACACCACAGGGAAAUACCUCCCUUUGACCAAACUACAGCUCUGUCGUUUACCCUCUUCUUGGUGUUUACUUGAUAUUUUUGCUUUGAAGAACAAGCAAUAUUCACCUUCUUAGUCAGGCAGUGAUGGGAGCAAGAAAACUGCAGUCA
Nestor notabilis (Kea) is the source of this 1349-nucleotide messenger RNA. It is a transcript of the gene POFUT2, whose product is annotated as protein O-fucosyltransferase 2. The record is from RefSeq and is a predicted model, not a curated record. NCBI's taxonomy places the organism in Eukaryota, Metazoa, Chordata, Aves, Psittaciformes, Psittacidae. The transcript has 8 exons. The annotation marks the transcript as partial. Gene Ontology annotation, biological process: protein O-linked glycosylation via fucose. Gene Ontology annotation, molecular function: peptide-O-fucosyltransferase activity.